AUGGACACAUCUUCGUACGGUGACUUUUACACUUCUCAAAAAUUAGUCAACGAGUUCCACAUGUUGCAAGAUAGUUUGCCGAUUACGAUGGAAGACAAAGAUGGUCACGACGACGACAACCAUGAGGAGGCGGAAGAAGUAACUAGGGCUGUCGCGUUGGAGGUAGCGGACGCAAACAAGACUGUAGAGCAAAAGGUGUUAGUAAGGAAUAUCGACAUUUUAAAGCGCAUAUUCGACACGCUUGGUGGAAAAGACCGUAUAGCUAAGAUUAUCAAGUAUGUUCUCGACCUACUGAAGCUGUGCGUGGCACGCAGCAGGAAGAGCAUCACAAGCUGGGAUCCUGAAGUUCUGCAGUACUACUCAAAGGUGCUCAAACAGCUGAACUUCCGCAUGGCCCUGCGUCACCCGGUUACGAUCGCUAAGAUCCUAACUGUGGCGAUGUUGCGCAACUUCGAGUCUAAAGCGACCCUGGUGAGCACUAAUCUCAGUCUAUUCAGGCAGAUUCUCCGGUUUGGAGGCACACCGUUCCGUGUGGCAGCCCUUUGGAAGAAAUUGCUUCUUACAACACAGCAGCUGUCGUCGCAGAAGGGCGACGACAUAAGUGCUCUUGCGACCAUGAACAAAAUAUGGCUCAAUGAGGCAUCUCUGGGGGACUUCAUAGACCUCUACUACGGCAUUAUGGAUGAGCUCAUGCUAAUGCAUAAGUUUAAACUAUGGUCACACACGGGCGUGCAUAAGUGGGUCGCCAAGCAUGAGGCCUUGUCGUGGUACUACGAUAUCUUGCUAGGUUUGAAGAAGAAUUGGUGCACUUUGCAAAACUUAAAACAUGCUCAGUUGGAGUUGGAAAUUCAGGCUCAGGUCAAGCGGCGCGCCUUGGAGAUAUCUUCCAGGUUGCACGGGCGUGGCACUUCCCCAAUAAAGAGACAAUUACUGCAAGAUUUACACGUCGAAAACAGCACUGACUCCGAACUCGCUGAAAGACUUGCUUCGCUGCAACGUGAGAAAACUGUGGUGUACUGUGACCUGGUCAGAUUGUCGUUUGACUUCCUGGCUGAUACAACAGACGUGUUUAACAUGAAAACGCCGCCGGGCACCUACGCCAUUUUAUCGCUAGCGUCUGGUCUCACUGGUUUUGUAAAACUCUGGAUUAACGCCAAACAAGACCUAUCUAGCCCUGCUGCAUGA
Lachancea fermentati is the source of this 1185-nucleotide messenger RNA. The record is from the annotation of a GenBank genome assembly. Lineage: Eukaryota; Fungi; Ascomycota; Saccharomycetes; Saccharomycetales; Saccharomycetaceae.